Drosophila subobscura is the source of this 859-nucleotide messenger RNA. RefSeq lists its product as uncharacterized. NCBI's taxonomy places the organism in Eukaryota, Metazoa, Arthropoda, Insecta, Diptera, Drosophilidae. The record is from RefSeq and is a predicted model, not a curated record. The coding region runs from base 24 to 797 and encodes 257 amino acids. The transcript is spliced from 2 exons.
AAAUGUGAAGUGGGUUUUUUUUUAUGAUGAGCACUUUCAAACUGCGACCGAGACUGAGACGAGACGGACCCACACAACACAAAAGCGUGUCGUGUCGUGUCGUGCCGUGUCGGACCCUGUCAAACAUUCUGUGCGAGAUCUGUCAGAAGGAGUGCCCCCAGUGCCCUGCCAUAACGAUGCGGCCGGUACUGUUCCUGUUCUAUACCGGCGAGACGGUGGUCAACAUGAUGCUGAUGGGCUACCAUAUACGCGGCUUCAUGUCGCUCGAUCUAAGCUUCCUGCCAGCGAUGGAUCAAACCCCAUACUACUUCUAUACGGCCACGUUCUAUGUCUUCACCGUGCUCAAUAUAUUUGCCAGCAUUAAUGUGUGCACCGGGCACAAAUCGGUGCUGCUGGAGGAGAUCCUGCGCACCCUCACAGGCUGCAUAUUGUACGUGAUUAUCUCGCUGAUGACGCUAAAGGAUGUGGAGAAUGACUUCCAUAUGAUGUACCUGGGCAUGGGUGAUCCGAAUAUGCCGGAGAAGCCUGUCCAUCCCUUCUUUGCGUAUCUACGCGCACAGGCAGUGUGCUCAUUGGUCUGUAGCAUCAUUUACCUGCUGCACUGUCUCAUCGUUGUUGACGUAAUGCUGUCGUACAAGGACGCUGAUUAUCAAAUGUAUGACACAUCCGAUGAUUCAGACGAGGAUAUGGACUACAUACCCGUGCGCCUGUACUUCUGUGGCGUCUACAUACAGCAGCGACUCGAACGUUAUCGCUGGUUUCGCGACUUCUCCAAUGGUGGGCGCAUCAACAUCUAAUUUCGGGCGGUGCUUAUGACGCGGAAUAUUGACGGCAUUGUGUCAGCGACAGAUUCCCACCC